Aspergillus puulaauensis is the source of this 1236-nucleotide messenger RNA. RefSeq names its product branched-chain amino acid aminotransferase, cytosolic (gene BAT1). The record is from RefSeq and is a predicted model, not a curated record. Gene Ontology annotation, biological process: L-leucine biosynthetic process; L-valine biosynthetic process. Gene Ontology annotation, molecular function: branched-chain-amino-acid:2-oxoglutarate transaminase activity. Bases 1 to 1236 code for a protein of 411 amino acids. Lineage: Eukaryota; Fungi; Ascomycota; Eurotiomycetes; Eurotiales; Aspergillaceae. Gene Ontology annotation, cellular component: mitochondrion. The transcript has 4 exons.
AUGAAAUCGCUCCAUCAAUUAGCUCGCCAGCGGGCGCUGCCUAGCCUUGUUACUCCGCGUUUCCAGAGCCCUCUCGCAAACCAGCUAUGGCAACGAAGCUUCAGUGCUACUCCAGCUGCUUCGGAAGGCGCUCGCCUAGACCCGUCAAAGCUCACCAUCACAAAAACAAGCACGCCGAAGGAGUUGCUGCCCUCAAAGGAUCUUGUCUUUGGCAAGACAUUUACUGACCACAUGUUUUCUGUCGAAUGGACCGCGAAAGAUGGCUGGCUUACUCCCCAGAUCGUCCCCUAUCAAAAACUCCAGCUGGAUCCCUCGGCUUGUGUGCUCCACUACGCGUUCGAAUGUUUUGAGGGUAUGAAGGCGUACAAAGAUAGCAAAGGUCAGAUUCGAUUGUUCCGACCCGACAAGAACAUGCAGCGCCUGAACAAGUCAUCUGCACGAAUUGCUUUACCUUCUUUUGACGGCGAAGCCCUCACCAAAAUGAUUGGAGAGCUCGUCAAACUCGACAGCAGAUUUAUUCCUGAUGCGCGAGGUUACUCAUUGUACCUGCGACCCACGAUGAUUGGCACCCAGAGCACUCUUGGUGUUGGCCCGCCAGGCUCUGCCCUUCUUUUCGUCAUUGCGAGCCCCGUAGGCCCUUACUACCCAACCGGAUUCAAGGCUAUCUCAUUGGAGGCCACUGAUUAUGCCGUGCGCGCUUGGCCUGGAGGUGUGGGAGAUAAGAAGUUGGGUGCAAACUAUGCUCCCUGUAUUGUUCCUCAGCUGGAGGCCGCUUCGCGUGGGUUCCAACAGAACCUGUGGCUCUUCGGAGAGGAAGAGUAUGUAACAGAGGUCGGCACGAUGAACCUUUUCAUUGCGCUGAAGAACAAGGAGACUGGCAAGAAAGAAUUGGUGACUGCACCCCUUGAUGGGACAAUUCUCGAGGGUGUUACCCGAGAUUCCGUGCUAGGUCUCGCCAGAGAGAGACUCGCCCCGCAAGGCUGGGAUAUUUCCGAGCGCAAAAUCAGGAUGGCAGAGCUCGCCGAGGCUGAUAAAGAAGGAAGGCUGCUAGAAGUUUUUGGAGCCGGCACAGCAGCAAUUGUCAGCCCCGUGCGGAAUAUCAGCUAUCGUGGCAAGCUGGUGAACUGUGGAUUGAAGGAGGAUGAGGAGGCGGGGGAGAUUGCUCUUCAGAUGAAGAACUGGAUCGAGGAGAUCCAGUACGGUGAUAAAGAGCACCGGUGGAGUUAUGUCCUAUAA